Messenger RNA from Letharia columbiana, 492 nucleotides. RefSeq lists its product as uncharacterized. Bases 1 to 492 code for a protein of 163 amino acids. The record is from RefSeq and is a predicted model, not a curated record. The transcript is spliced from 2 exons. Lineage: Eukaryota; Fungi; Ascomycota; Lecanoromycetes; Lecanorales; Parmeliaceae.
AUGACUGUCCAUUUCCUUCUCUGGUGGACCAGCUUUACGAACCAUCUUUGUGAAGCACCUGCGCGCGAAAGGUCUGCUUUACAUGACGGGUCUCCUGGGUGUGAGCAGCCCGCUGCUGCGUCUUCUUCUCAUGGAACUCUGCCAUCAAAUCACGGGUCCAAGCGCUUGGCAAGGUCGACGAAGGUGGGAAGUCCCAAGUUAAUUUGGGCAGCGAGGGCAGAUGAGGGUGCUCCGCCCGAGGGAGAUCUUGUCGCUGGUGGCGCUGGGAUGGAAUGCGUUGAGCUAGAUGGUCCUACAGCUGAAGACCCUAGGCCUGAUCGCAUUGACCCUGAUGAUGCUGAUCGGGGAUCUGUUAGUGUUAAGGUUAGUGGUACUGAACCCAAGUCGGGGGCCGCAGGAGCCUUUGGAGGAAGAGAGUGCGACAUUGUACUUUGCCUCGAACGUUUUCAAGGUUUGGCUCAGAUUGAAUCUUCGUUUUUGCAGUCUAGAUGA